Molecule: messenger RNA, 1428 nt
Organism: Penicillium alfredii
Lineage: Eukaryota; Fungi; Ascomycota; Eurotiomycetes; Eurotiales; Aspergillaceae
Product: putative l-fucose permease
Exons: 7
Coding region: 1-1428 (475 amino acids)
Biological process (GO): transmembrane transport
Molecular function (GO): transmembrane transporter activity
Source: RefSeq, a predicted model, not a curated record
AUGGGUCUCAAACAAUUCCUCAACAGCCGCUCCGGCUUCCGCGUCGACAAUCGCAAGACCACAUCGGCGGCGACUUUGACGCUGCGCCAGAGUUUGUGGCCGCUGACCCUGGUGACGACGUUGUUCUUCCUAUGGGGCUUUGCCUAUGGCCUGCUGGACACGCUCAACAAGCACUUCCAAGUCACUUUGCAUAUUAACCGCGGCCGCUCCGCCGGGCUCCAGGCUGCGUAUUUUGGGUAUGGCACGCUUAUCCCCCUGGCCUCUCUCGGCUACGCAAAUUGGAUGCUCCGUCACUGGGGAUACAAGACCGUCUUCAUCUUCGGGCUGGUGCUGUAUGGCAUCGGCGCGCUAUGCAUGUGGCCCGCGGGCCUGAACCAGUCCUUUGGCGGGUUCUGUGGCGCGACGUUUGUGAUCGGUUCGGGUCUGGGGUCGCUGGAGACGGCGGCCAAUCCAUACCUGACGGUUUGCGGCCCACCCCGCUACUCGGAAAUCCGAAUCAACUUCGCCCAGGCCUUCAACGCCAUCGGCACCGUCGUCGGCCCCGUGCUGGGCUCAUACGCUUUCUUCACCGAGACCAAAGACGACGUUAAUGCCCUGCAGCGCGUGCAGUGGGUGUACCUGGCCAUUGGCAUCUUCGUGUUUUGCCUCGCAGCUGUGUUUUUCUUCUCCAAUAUCCCCGAGGUCACCGACGAGGACAUGGCCUUCCAGGUGGCCACCACCCAUGUCAAUGAGCAGGAGAAGCCCUUCUGGAAACAGUACAAGCUGUUCCACGCGACACUGGCCCAGUUCACCUAUACUGGUGCGCAGAUUGCCAUCGCCGGCUACUUCAUCAACUAUGCCACCGAAACCUGGCCCGGCACCGACAACGCCAAAGGCGCCAAGUUGCUCGCCGGUGCUCAAGGCGCCUUUGCUGUCGGCCGGUUCCUGGGCUCGGGCAUUAUGAAGUAUGCGCGAGCCCGCUGGGUGUUCCUGGUAUAUUUAUCAGGCACAGUGGCUUUCCUCGCUGCGUCGGUGACGCAAAGGGAACAGAAGGGUAUUGCUAUGCUCUUCAUGACCCUCUUCUUCGAGUCCGUCUGCUUCCCCACCAUCGUCGCCCUGGGCAUCCGCGGCUUGGGUCGCCACUACAAGCGCGGCUCCGGGUUCAUUGUCGGCGGUGUUUGCGGUGGAGCAGUCGUGCCCCCGAUCCUGGGCCAUGUCGCUGAUAUGCGCAAUGACACGGGUUUCGCCAUGAUUGUGCCCACGAUGUUCAUGGUUGUCGCUUGGACCUAUGCGGUGGCGGUCAAUUUUGCUCCCGCGUACCGAGAUACCGUGGACAAGGUGGGCGAGAGUACGGUUGGGCUUCAGGAUGAGGGUGGGAAGGAUGUGGAGACUGGCGCUGGGAUUGGUGCUGAGGACGAGAAGGAUGUCCCGGUUCAUCUGGAGCGGUAG